AUGGGUAUAUGCUGUUCUUGUGGUCGAUCAAAUGAUGCAAGUAAUACUCAAUUAUUACUAGCUGAAAAUGAACGUGAGGCAAUUUCAGCUUUAUUACAAUAUUUAGAAAAUAGGUCAGAUGUUGAUUUUUUCAGUAAUGGUCCAUUAAGAGCAUUAAGUACAUUAGUUUAUUCAGAAAACAUUGAUUUGCAAAGAAGUGCAGCUUUAGCGUUUGCCGAAAUUACUGAAAAAGAUGUCCGAGAAGUUAAUAGAGAUGUAUUAGAACCGAUUUUAAUAUUAUUGCAAUCAACAGAUUCUGAAGUUCAAAGAGCUGCAUGUGGUGCAUUAGGUAAUUUAGCUGUUAAUACUGAAAAUAAAAUAUUAAUUGUUGAAAUGGGUGGUUUGGAUUCUUUAAUUAGACAAAUGAUGUCAACAAACAUUGAAGUUCAAUGUAACGCAGUUGGUUGUAUAACAAAUUUAGCUACUCAAGAUGAUAAUAAAUCAAAAAUUGCUAAAAGUGGUGCAUUAAUACCAUUAACAAAAUUGGCAAAAUCAAAAGAUAUUAGAGUACAAAGAAAUGCCACUGGUGCUUUAUUAAAUAUGACACAUUCUGGCGAAAAUCGACAAGAAUUAGUUAAUGCUGGUGCUGUGCCUGUUUUAGUUUCAUUAUUAUCAAAUGAUGAUGCUGAUGUUCAAUAUUAUUGCACAACUGCAUUAUCAAAUAUAGCUGUUGAUGAAAUUAAUAGAAAAAAAUUGGCAAGUACCGAACCAAAAUUGGUUGGUCAAUUAGUUAAUCUUAUGGAUUCACCUUCACCAAGAGUACAAUGUCAAGCUACAUUAGCAUUAAGAAAUUUAGCAUCCGAUUCAGGUUACCAAGUUGAAAUUGUUAGAGCUGGUGGUUUGCCUCAUUUAGUAAGUUUAUUAACUUGUAACCAUCAACCAUUAGUAUUGGCUGCUGUUGCAUGUAUUAGAAAUAUAUCAAUACAUCCAUUAAAUGAAGCUUUAAUUAUUGAAGCUGGUUUUUUAAAACCUUUAGUUGGUUUAUUAGAUUAUACUGAUUCAGAAGAAAUUCAAUGUCAUGCAGUUUCAACAUUAAGAAAUCUUGCUGCAAGUUCUGAAAAGAAUAGAACUGCUUUAUUAGCAGCUGGUGCUGUUGAUAAAUGUAAAGAAUUGGUUUUAAAAGUUCCAUUAUCUGUCCAAUCUGAAAUUUCGGCAUGUUUUGCUAUAUUAGCUUUAGCUGAUGAUUUAAAACCAAAAUUAUAUGAAAGUCAUAUCAUAGAUGUUUUAAUACCUUUAACAUUUAGUGAAAAUGGUGAAGUUUGUGGUAAUUCAGCUGCUGCUUUAGCUAAUUUAUGUUCAAGAGUUUCAAGUGAACAUAAACAAUAUAUUUUAAAUAAUUGGUCACAACCUAAAGAAGGUAUAUAUGGAUUUUUAAUUAGAUUUUUAGAAAGUGGAAGUGCUACAUUUGAACAUAUAUCAUUGUGGACAAUUUUACAACUUCUUGAAUCAAAUAAUGAACAAAUUAAUUUAUUAAUUAAAGAAAAUUCCUCAAUUUUAUCAGGUAUAAAAAAUCUAAGUGCAAGUCAACAACAAAUUCAACAAUCACAAAUAAACAAUCAUCAAGAUGAUCAAUAUGAAGAUCCAAAAGUUGAAUUAUUUAAUUUAACUCAACAAAUAUUACAAAUAUUAGGAUAG
Messenger RNA from Insectozyma verbasci, 1674 nucleotides. The record is from the annotation of a GenBank genome assembly. Lineage: Eukaryota; Fungi; Ascomycota; Pichiomycetes; Serinales; Debaryomycetaceae.